UGCUGGUGGUGGCUGGGGUGAUGGGCGAGGCAGCUGAGGCGCCCACAGCUGCACCGUCUGCACCAAGACUCGACCACCAGAUCUGCCAUUAUUAUCCUCGCACUUAUCUUCGUUAUUUUAAAGGCCAAUCAUUCUCUAUGGCAACGAAUAAUGAGGCAAUCUUGGAAGAAAUUGAGGCAUUGCAGGCAAUCAUGUUGGAUGAAGUAAAAGUCUUGCAUGGAGAUGGAGGCGUGCCAAAUGGUGUGGAAGUGGUGGUAGUGCCAGCUACUGCCCAAAACAUUGAGGAGCAGCAUGUUAGAGUUACCUUAGUAUUGUCAUUGCCCCCAGAAUAUCCUGACACCAUACCCGUGAUUACUCUCAGGAAUCCACGGGGUGUAGAUGAUUAUGUUUUAGAAAAGAUAAAACAAGAAAGCAAACAAAAAUGUGAGGAGUAUUUAGGCUGUCCAGUAAUAUAUGAACUGAUUGAGGUUGUCCGAGAGAAUCUGACUGCAAACAACACUCCCAGCUGCCCAUGUGCCAUAUGCCUCUACCAUUUCACCGAUACUGAUGUUUUCACCAAAACUCCAUGCUUCCACUAUUUUCAUUCAUAUUGUCUUGGCAGGUAUGUAGCAAACUGUGAUGAAGAGGCUGCAGCAGAGGAAGAAGAACCACAGCCAGCCUGGAUGGCUAAAGAAAAGAAACUGUUGAUGUGUCCUGUAUGUCGGGAUCCCAUUCAAACUGAGCUGAACAGUAGUGAGUUGUUGUUAGCUGCACCUCCUGAGGAAGAGGAGAAUACUGCUCAAUUUAAAGCGGACAGUCCAGAGUUACUUGCUCUUCAGCAGCGAAUGGCUGAGCUCUACAUGCAGCAGAAAGAAAAGGGAGGAAUAAUUGAUUUGGAGGAAGAAAAGAACAAAUUUUUGCUUUCCUCCAGUAGGGCUGAUUUUUGUGAAGAACUAGAAGAUGGGGUUGAAGAUGUUACAAGUAUUAACAGUCCAGAGUCUACUGCAGAGCCACAUCAGGUAGAACCCGCCAUUCCACCUAGUAAGAGAGGUAGUCGUUCACUGCAUCAGAGACCACAAGGACAAAAGUCACAGAGUGGAUAUGGCCGUCAGCCAUGGAGGACAGAGUUGGGAGGAGAUGUCAGGUACUGGUCUGGAAAUCGAGGUGGUCGGGGUAUAAGUGGUAGCCGUGGUAGAGGUGGAACUGGUCGAAUUGUACAUCAGAAUUCAUCCAGAAUUAUCUCCGAGCCACAGGGAUACAGCUCUACAGACUAUAAAACCACAUGCAUAAUAGAUAAUGGAUAUGGAACCAAGGGGCAUGGAAAGCGUGAGAGCAACUCGUAUGAGAAUGGCAGUUUUUAUAACUCAGGAGAUAACAGAGCUGGGGGUAAUGAAAUCAUCAGUGGUGCAGGUGGAGUAUGCAGAAAAGGCCCCAAAAGCUCUGGAAAUCGGCAAAGAUAUGGUUCUGGGAGAGGUAGGGGUCGUGGUCCACCCCCAGGAUUUGCCCCAUCAUCAUUCCGUCACUCCGCUCAAGAUUGGAGUUGACGAUUGUGGCUUGCAGGGUUAUGUCCACCCUGUCUCUUCUUUACUUUCUGUCUUCUCAUCUAUCUACUAAGUAUUAUAAUUGUGACUUCUUUAACCAUAAAGUAUUCAGCUUAUUUAACUUCCCAAAAAAUUAAAUGUUAUAGAAUUAGUUAUAAUGACAACUUUAUGCUUGUUCAUUCUAGAUCACUAGUAGAACGUGUUAAAUGUGCAUAUGUGUCAUUCCUCCAUAUUUUCUCACUUACUUUCUUUCAAAAUAUGAUUUAAGAUAUAAGAAAAGGAAACUCUCUUCACAAGAUACAAGAUACUCAUCAGAUGUUAGAAUAAAAGGUAAGAUUUCCAUAUUAAUACUGUAUUUACAACUUUGACAGGAAAAGAACAUUCAGCAUACUGCCCAUGUUUACAGGAAACAGUAUAGCCUCAAGGGUGGAGAAAGUCAUUUAAUCACAGUCAUGCAUAAUAAAAA
Messenger RNA from Cherax quadricarinatus, 1986 nucleotides. RefSeq names its product E3 ubiquitin-protein ligase RNF25. Gene Ontology annotation, cellular component: nucleus. Gene Ontology annotation, molecular function: ubiquitin protein ligase activity; protein binding. The record is from RefSeq and is a predicted model, not a curated record. Gene Ontology annotation, biological process: protein ubiquitination. NCBI's taxonomy places the organism in Eukaryota, Metazoa, Arthropoda, Malacostraca, Decapoda, Parastacidae.